GCGGGCAGCGGAGUUGCUAUUGAUAUGAUUUACAAUUCUCUCUAAUGCACGCUACCCUUUAUCGGUGCCAUGGUUUUUAUACUACGCCAGGAAAGAAAGAGCUAUAUACAACAUUAAAAAUUAAGUAAAGAGCCUUAUGUUAAUUGGUGUUGGCGUUGAUAUUGUCGCUGUUAAAAGAAUCGCCGGGGUUCUUAGGAGAUCAUCAGAACGUUUUUUAAAUAAGAUUUACACCUCGGAGGAACAACUUCGGUUUCUUGAACUAAGGACAGAGCGUAAUAAAGAAAAAUCAGUAUUUUUCCUCUCUUCCAGAUGGGCACUCAAAGAGGCUGUUUUUAAAGCUCUCAGCCCUUCGACUCUUACCUGGAGGGACAUCGCCACAACUUCUAACGAAGGAAAACCGACGCUUUUAGUUAGUGAUAAACUAAAGAAUAUUUACAAAGAAAGGGGCAUUACCAACUGCUUCAUAUCCUUAAGCCACGAUUUAGAAUACUCUGUAGCCUUUGUGAUUUUUGAGUCUUAACUUUGAGGCUGCUGGCUGUAGAGGUUUUCUUUAAAUAUUACAAAUUACUAAACUUCUUGGA
This is a messenger RNA of Zophobas morio, 581 nucleotides long. RefSeq names its product holo-[acyl-carrier-protein] synthase-like. The record is from RefSeq and is a predicted model, not a curated record. Gene Ontology annotation, molecular function: holo-[acyl-carrier-protein] synthase activity; magnesium ion binding. NCBI's taxonomy places the organism in Eukaryota, Metazoa, Arthropoda, Insecta, Coleoptera, Tenebrionidae. The transcript has 6 exons. Bases 137 to 520 code for a protein of 127 amino acids. Gene Ontology annotation, biological process: fatty acid biosynthetic process.